ACAACUACACAUCUUAAACACAGGGUGUCCGCGGCCUCCUGAAAUUCAAGGAUGUCCUUGAAUCUCCUUGAAUUUCAAAAAAACUGAAAAAGUCCUUGAAAUCUCCUGGAAUUUUAAAAUAUCUCCUUGAAUGUCCUGGAAUUUCGCCGAUCGGGAAAAAAAAAAAAAAAUCGGCUUAAAAAAAAAAUUAUUAGAGGAUGGGCCGGCGCGGGCGGAAAUAAAUUCGAAAUUACCGUUUCCGAGUCUGCGCAGAAGGUGUUUACCGCUCCUUCACUAUAUAAAGCAUCGAUAUCGGAUCGUUUUUUCAGUGGACACGUUGAUUUUCAUCCAAAUUGGAUCAAAAGUUUACGUUACGCAUCUUCAAAACUGUUUUCCUGUUUCAUUUUGUGCCUUUAUAUUUUCAUCAGAUCAUAUUAUUACUUAGAUCUAUGUGCAUUGUGAAUUUAAUAAUUAGAUCUAGGCCUAGAUCUAAAUAUAUCUAGACUAGAUUAUUAUUUCUAGAUCUAGAUUAUUCGAGAUCUAUAAAGUAUAUGAUCUACGUUUCUUUUAUUGUGAAUAUUGUGAUUUGUGCUUUGGCUUUGGUUUAACUUUAAUCAAGUCUUUAUCCAAGCCUAAGCUAGAGAUUUAUAGUCUGUUACGUAGCUCUAGUCUUGAGACUUGAUUGUUCUAUCAUCUGAUCGGACUGUCCUAGAAUACUAGAUAUCCAAAUCUAUUUCUAGAUCUAUAACCUACAUUUGUAUUACAAUGCCUAAAUACGGGACAUCGUUUAAUGCGCUUUGGCUUGAAAAAGAUAUUUACAGAUCUUGGCUUCAAAAAUCAUCCGUCAGUGACACCAAAGCCUUUUGUCGUCAUUGUAAAAAACUAAUUGACAUAUUAUGCAUGGGUGAAGCAGCACUUAAAUCUCAUAUGAAAUCAGAUAAACACAAGCGAGAGUCUGGAAAGUCAGAUGGCUGCUUAAUGAUUGCACCCAUAUUUGCUAAAAAGGCUGCUACAGUUACAGCGACUGUCACUUGUCCUACAGCUAUGCCACCAACCCCACAGGUGCAAGCUGCUCAAGUCAUUGAUCCUAGCCAAAAUAUACCAACAACCUCUACGUCAACCCAGGCGCAAUCAUCAAUCAAAUCUCACGUGACCACAGAGGAGACAAUCAACGCAGAGAUACUAUGGGCUUUGAAAGUGGUGUGUUCUCAUUACUCAUAUAACAGUUGCCAUGAUAUUGCUGAUCAUUUUGCUCGAAUGUUUCCUGACAGCAACAUAGCUAAAAAAAUGUCUUGUGGAAAAGACAAAAUAUCCUAUCUUGUGUCUUUUGGGCUUGGUCCUUAUUUCCAGGAUCUUCUAAAGGACAAGCUCAAAACUGUGAAUGAUGGUUUUGUACUAUUGUUUGACGAAUCUCUAAAUCGAGAACUAAACAAGAAACAAAUGGAUAUGCAUGUCAGAUACUGGGAUACAGAUAAGGUUGUUACAAGAUACUAUGGCUCUGCUUUCCUGGGUCAUGCUACUGCUCAAGAUAUGCACCAAAAAUUAUGUGAAAACUUUCACUUUGACGGAAAAAGUGUUGUUCAGAUAUCAAUGGAUGGCCCCAAUGUCAACUGGGCCUUGUUCAAAUUACUCAAUGAGGACCUCCAGAAAGCAUCAGAAAAAAAGUUUGUGGACAUUGGCAGUUGUGGGCUUCAUACAAUGCACAAUGCUUUUCGUGCAGGCCUUGCAUCAACUGGCUGGGAACUGGGUCAUUUUUUCUCAUCGCUGUCUUGGCUUUUCAAAGAUACCCCAGCAAGAAGGGAAGACUUCACAUCACUAACUGGCAGCAGUGAUUUUCCUCUUGAACACUGUCAGCAUCGAUGGGUGGAGAAUGUUGAGGUGGCAGAGAGAGCUCUCAAAGUAUGGCCCCACGUAAAAAAAUUCAUUCAGUCUUUAAUUACUGCUAAAAAGGCAAUCAACACAAAGUCUUUUGAGCACCUGAAAGGCUGUAUGGAUGAUGUACUACUAAUUGCCAAAAUUGAAAGCUUCAUAUCCAUUGCAAAGGUUUUGCAACCUUUUUUAAAAAGAUAUCAAACAGAUGCACCACUGUUGCCCUUUAUGGCCCAAGACCUCUUCAACAUGCUUCGGUCAUUGUUGCAAAGAUUUGUGACACCAGCUGUUUUUAAAGAAUGCACCUCAGUUACAGCACUGCUUAGUGCAGAUUUGUCUGAUAUAAAAAAUCUUCUGCCUCCUGGAGAAGUUGACAUAGGUUUUAAAGCCAAAUCUGCUGUCAAGGAAAUUAAGAGUAAAGCCAGUGCAAGGGAUAUUUUCAACUUCCAGAUGGAGAGCAGAAAGUUUCUGGUAACAACAGCCAUAAAAUUAAUGACAAAAUCUCCACUGAAAAAUCAGCUUGUCCAGUGUUUGAAAUGGCUACAGCCUAAAAACAUUGUAGAAGAUUUUGAUGGUUCUUUAAGAGACUUAGAUGCCACUUUGAGCUACUUAGUUGAGCUUGGCCGUGUCAGCGCAGAUGACUGUGAUGAUAUCAAGUCGGAAUUCACCCAGUGGCACAGUUCCAUUGUCACCACAAAUUCUAUAGUAUUCCAGUCCUUUAGUAUCCAAUGUGAUAGACUGGAUACUUUUUUUAAUCAACAUAUUAACAGUGAAUUCAGUAAACUAUGGGCACUAAUAAGAGGAAUUUUGAUUCUGUCUCAUGGCCAAGCCCAGGUCGAGAGAGGUUUCAGUACCAAUAAAGAGACAAUGUGCGUCAACAUGAUGGAGAGAACACUUAUAGCCAAGAGAAUGAUUUGUAACAGCAUUGAAGCAAUGGGAGGAAUUAAAAAUGUAACAAUUUCUUCAGGCAUGCGAAUGGCUGCUGCUUCAGCCAGAUCAAAGUAUAGAAUUUAUCUGGAAGAAAGGGCUGAGGAGGAAAAAAGAAAGAACCUAAAAAGGAAAAGAAACGAUCAAUUUGAAGAACUUGAGGCUAUGAAAGCCAAAAAAGCUAGGUUCGAAAGGGACAUUACAAGCCUCACUGACUCUGCGGACAAGCUUGCAGAAAAAGCAGAAAACACUAACAGUCACAAAUUUUUAAUAGAAUCCAAUGCUUUACGUCGCUCUGCAAAGCUUAAAAAAGAGCAAAUUGAAAAACUUACUUUGGAAAUAGAAACCAAAGUGAGGGAGAUCAGUGGACUCUAAAAAACAUUAAAAACCCUUGUAUAUAUGUAAAUAUAUUGUAAAGAAUGGAUGUUCAAGAUGCGUUUUAUGGUAGGCCUUACACUCAUACUAGUUUAUAAUGUAUUUUUUGCAUGUUUUGAAUAUCUUGAGUAAGUUAUUUUUAUUUAGUAAUCAAAUCUAAAUUAUUCCAACCUAUAUAUAUAUAUGGGCUAUAAAUAUUUUUAUAAAUUUUUUGGCGCGAACUCUAUGUCCUGGAAUUUUUAAAUUUCUCCUUGAAAACUCCUUGAAAACUCCUUGAAUUUCAAUUAGACUUUGGUGCAGAAACCCUGUAAACAAAUUUAGUGUAAUAGGUG
Molecule: messenger RNA, 3482 nt
Organism: Biomphalaria glabrata
Lineage: Eukaryota; Metazoa; Mollusca; Gastropoda; Planorbidae
Exons: 2
Coding region: 745-3150 (801 amino acids)
Source: RefSeq, a predicted model, not a curated record